AUGUCCACAGUAACGGAAGGGGUGAGAUGGUCCAAGUGGUUGGAGCGCGAAUUUACUGACCGGAAGGUCCGUGGUUCGAACCCGACCUCUGCCUCUCGACUUCCCCUGUCUAGACUUGGGCAACCUGGCAGUAUCCCAGCCCUCGUGCUUCUUUCGGGUGGCAUGGCAGUUAGGCACCGAAAGGGUGCUACAGAGGAACGGUUUAUAAGUAACGGAAAACUCAAAACCGGUUUCGAGCAAGGGUCAUUUGGGUACACCAUAAUCACGGAGUCCAAGAUGAGGACAAAAGUAGAGCUCUGA
Molecule: messenger RNA, 300 nt
Organism: Opisthorchis viverrini
Lineage: Eukaryota; Metazoa; Platyhelminthes; Trematoda; Opisthorchiida; Opisthorchiidae
Exons: 2
Coding region: 1-300 (99 amino acids)
Source: RefSeq, a predicted model, not a curated record